Physella acuta is the source of this 2139-nucleotide messenger RNA. RefSeq names its product coiled-coil domain-containing protein 181. The record is from RefSeq and is a predicted model, not a curated record. NCBI's taxonomy places the organism in Eukaryota, Metazoa, Mollusca, Gastropoda, Physidae. Gene Ontology annotation, molecular function: microtubule binding.
UUACAAUUUCCUUGACACCCACUCUAAACAAUAACUUGUAUUUUUUUCUCAAGUUUCAUUGUUAGCGCUUCUAAGUUAUUCGAAGCUCAUUGUUGUGCAUGCAAUUAUGAUUGACAAGCAGUGAUAUGUAUAUUUACGAAAUACUUUCAUCUAUGAGGGAAAAUUUUCACUUUAUAUACUUGGAGAUUACAAGAGUUUGUGAUGGAUUCUGCCGCUGUGAAAGACAACAAUAAUAAGCCUGAGACUUUAAAUUCCUACAAAGAUGAUUGGACUGACUCUGAGAUUACAAAAACCAAUAGUUCCCUACAUCAGGUAUCAGAUGAUGACGAUGAUAUUAUCUCUUCACACAAAAGAGCUAGCUCUCCCAUAAGUGUAGAAAAAGAGAAAGUUCUUCUAGACCACAAUGCAGAAGAAAAUAAAGAAGAACAUUUAAAUGAAAAAUCUCCUAAACCUGCAGCUCAACAGAAAAAACACACAGAUGAUCCUUCAGAUAAUGAAAGUGAGUCUGAGCCUGAUGCCUACAGCUUCACUGAGGAUCAGAGGCGUGCUAUGAUGGAACUCAUGGUUCAAAAACAAGAAGAUAGCGACCUCUUAGAUGAAGAGCCACCUGAAUACAAUGUGAAGGGCAGGCUUGAGCAGCUCAACGCAGAGCUGGCCAACGAUCCCACACCUGUGGAGGGAGACCGUGAGACACGGGUUGGUUUCAAACCUGAAAUUGUGGACCUCGUCGCCCCUCCCCCACCAGACUUCAGUGACGAUGAGUCCCAGCCUAACAGCGCCAGAGGGGAUCCCCCUAAAGCUGACCCAGAGAGUGGGGAUGAUCUCAAGGUAAAAAAUGACAAUUCCAACAAGGAGCAGUAUGUGGUGGAGCGGGAUGGAAAUUUUUCUGUCGUCAGUGCCAGCGAUCUUUCCCCCUUGGAACGGGAGAUGCUCAUCACUAAAGAAAGCCAGCCUGAUACCUCAGAAAAACAACAUGAGAACAGUAAAACAGACCUUUCUUCUGCUAGUGUUACAAAAAUUAAUGGCGAUCAAACAGACAGUUUAAAUAAGGUACAGCCAAAACCGCCUACUAAACCAAGGCCUAAAACAACCGGGAACAGUUUUAGGAGGAAUGUGAAACAAGGAGACUCCACUAGACCGAAAUCUGCUGUCACUUUGAGCUCUUCCAAUUACGAGUUAGAAAACUAUCAUUCCCCAUAUGCUAUGACCCCUGAGCAGAAGGAAGAGGCCAGGAAGGAAAAAAAGAGAUUAGAGGAAGAGAAACAAAAGAGUGAGAGAAAAAAGAAAGAGGAGGAAGAAGAAAGGAAAAAAGAAAGCGUAUCAGCCUUUCAGGCAUGGCUGGACAAAAAAUUACAAGAAAAUAAAAAGAAGACAGAUGAAAAUGACGAGGAACAAUUUAAAAAGGAGAAAUUGGACCCAGAUGAGAGAAAGCAUGCAGAAUCUCUAGAUUCCAGCCAGAACAACAGUUUUGACACACUCGAAGUGAUCUACCCCUACUUGCUACGUCCAUCUAUGAAAGAAGAAAGUGAAAAGGCAUACAAGCUAUGGUUAAAAGAGAAGAAAUCUCAAGUUAAAAAAGACAAACUUUUGAAGAAACGGCAGCAACAGGAACACAUGGAGGGUUUCUUUAUUCGGUCAAGAGAGGAGUGUGAGAAGGCUUUUAAAGAAUGGCUCAAGAGAAAGAAUGCGGAGAAGAAAAAAUAUCAGGCAAUCGAAAGACAAAAGUAUAAAAUUUACAAACUUCAAAUGAAAAGAUCUAAAAAAUCAAAUGCUUAUCUCAAAUCACUGAAUGAGCAGCAGGCAUUUCAAAGUAUAGACUAUUAUGGUUACCGUUAUUAAAAUAAAGCAUUUAAUACUUUUUUGUAUCAAUUUUUCAAAUGUAAAAAUUAAAUAAUAUAAACUAUAGCUUAAAACCUGGUAGGAUAUUGGAAGCUUUUCUGAAGAAAUGAAACUGAGUACUAUUUUCUGUCACAUAUUUCUAUAGCAACCAUUCUCCAUAAGUCAGACUCUGUCCUAUUUUCUUUGUUUAUAAAAUGUUUUAUUUUUAACUUUUCACCAUUGUAGUUAUAUUUAAUUUUGUAUCAUUAAUCAUUUUAAUUUAUUGAUAUCUGUAUACUGACUUCACUGUCUCAAGCAUUU